UUUGUUGGAGAUUCCGCCAACUGCGUGGUUGGAGAGAGACUUCCGGUCGGCAGCCAUUAACAGUUUGUGGAGGCGAGAAGCUACUGGAAGUACUGGGAACAGAGGACUAGGGCAGACUUAGCCAUGCAUAGAGACUCCUGUCCACUCGACUGCAAAGUCUAUGUUGGCAACCUGGGGAAUAAUGGGAACAAAACUGAACUAGAGCGUUCCUUUGGCUACUAUGGACCCCUGCGCAGUGUUUGGAUCGCAAGGAAUCCAGCUGGCUUUGCCUUUGUGGAGUUUGAAGAUCCUCGAGAUGCAGCCGAUGCAGUCAGGGAACUUGAUGGGAGGACACUUUGUGGAUGCCGAGUCAGAGUAGAACUGUCCAAUGGAGAAAAGCGUUCACGUAACCGGGGCCCACCACCUCCUUGGAGCCGACGUCCCAGGGAUGACUAUCGUCGCAGGAGUCCUCCACCUCGGCGAAGAUCCCCACGUCGACGGAGCUUCAGCCGUAGUCGCAGCAGAUCUUUGUCAAGAGAUAGGAGGAAGGAACGUUCUUUAUCUAGGGAGAGAGACCAUAAACCUUCUCGUUCAGCAUCUCGUUCUCGUAGUCAUUCCCGGUCACGUGAAAGAAAAUGAAGGCUGAUGUUGGAGACGUUCAUCAACGUUCCACUUUAAGCACUAAAUGUGCUAUCCUUUUAUCCUUUACCCUUCAACCCCAGUUUUAUUUUUAUUAUUAUUUUUUUUUUAUACCUGCUUUGUUCUCAGUGUUGAUUGAGGCAGUUAGAGCGUCACAUGUUCUCUCAUGCAAGAAAAUACGAUGAAGAAAAUGCAUAUUUUCCUGCUGAGGUUUUAUAGAGAUCUUUAUAGAGAUCUGAAAGUAGAAUUUUUGUUUCACAGUCUCUUUUAUAAAAAGUAUUCGCCGCCUCAUAAGGUUAUACUUGUUAUUCAUGGGCUGU
This is a messenger RNA of Polypterus senegalus (gray bichir), 938 nucleotides long. RefSeq names its product serine/arginine-rich splicing factor 3-like. Gene Ontology annotation, biological process: mRNA splicing, via spliceosome. Gene Ontology annotation, cellular component: nuclear speck. Lineage: Eukaryota; Metazoa; Chordata; Cladistia; Polypteriformes; Polypteridae. Gene Ontology annotation, molecular function: RNA binding. The transcript has 6 exons. The coding region runs from base 124 to 618 and encodes 164 amino acids. The record is from RefSeq and is a predicted model, not a curated record.